AUGGGGAAGGACUAUUACAAAACUCUGGGCAUUCCACGAAGUGCAUCUGAAGAUGAAAUUAAAAAAGCUUAUAGAAAAAUGGCUUUAAAGUAUCAUCCUGAUAAAAAUAAAGAUCCUGGAUCAGAUGGGAAAUUUAAAGAAAUUGCAGAAGCUUAUGAUGUUUUAAGUGAUAAAACAAAAAAAGAUAUAUAUGAUCAAUAUGGUGAAGAAGGAUUAAAAGGCGAGGCUGGUGGUUUUCCAAAUGGAGGACCAGGUUCUGGUUUUCAUUAUACAUUUAAUGGUGAUCCGUUUCAUUUAUUUGGAAAUAGUGGUUUUUCAUUUAAUGGAGCUGGAAAUUCAUUUUUUAAUAAUGGAAUGUCUGGUCAUGGUAUGGGUGGGCAUUAUAAACAUAAACAAGAUCCAACUGUUCAACAUGAAUUACUUGUUUCUCUUGAAGAUAUUGCCAAAGGAACAGUAAAAAGAAUGAAAAUUACUAAAAAAGUUUAUGCACAUGAUGGGAAAUGUAGAACUGUAGACAAAGUACUAACAAUUGAAAUUAAACCUGGAUGGAAAUCAGGAACAAAAAUAACCUUUCCUAAGGAAGGUGAUCAAUAUCCAGGAAGGAUACCUGCUGAUGUUGUUUUUGUAAUAAGAGAUAAACCUCAUCCAUGUUUUAAAAGAGAAGGUGCCGAUUUAAUACACGUACACAAACUUACUCUUAAAGAAGCUCUUCUUGGCACACAGUUUGAAAUAACAUCGUUAGAAGGUCAGAAAAUUCCUAUUGUAAUAGACCAUAUUAUUAAACCAAAUUUUCACAAAAAAAUUGAAAAUCAAGGACUUCCAUCACCGAAAACAGGGCAAAAAGGUUCUAUAAUAGUGAAAUUUGAUAUAAAAUUUCCGGACACGUUAUCAACACAAGCUAAAAAUGCUAUUAACGAAUUCCUAUAA
This is a messenger RNA of Strongyloides ratti, 927 nucleotides long. RefSeq names its product DnaJ domain and Chaperone DnaJ, C-terminal domain and HSP40/DnaJ peptide-binding domain-containing protein. The transcript is spliced from 3 exons. Gene Ontology annotation, biological process: negative regulation of transcription by RNA polymerase II. The record is from RefSeq and is a predicted model, not a curated record. The coding region runs from base 1 to 927 and encodes 308 amino acids. Gene Ontology annotation, molecular function: protein-folding chaperone binding. Gene Ontology annotation, cellular component: cytosol. Lineage: Eukaryota; Metazoa; Nematoda; Chromadorea; Rhabditida; Strongyloididae.